UUGCAGUUUCUCUUUUAAGUCUUUCCUUCGCCUUCCCACCUACUAGAUUAUCAACCUCGAGCUCCUCUUUGACAGAUCCUUACGCGUCCAUAUUACUAUGAACGAAAACUGCAUUACACCACCCACCACCACCUCAUCUACAUCGUUAUACAAAAGUAUCCGGCUCCCCUUUCGCUGCACCGUUACCGAAUUCCAUAGGCCGCUCAUCGCAAAGUCACUGUCUGCUGCUGAGAGGCAAUCAAAUGAGCUCGCUGAUGAGGUGGAAAGGCUCAAAGGAGCUAUCAUGAUACUGGAAAAGCGACGAUUUGAGGUAGAGGAAAAUAUCAAGACUUACAAGUCUUUGAUGGCUCCCGUUCAUAGGACGCCCCCAGAGGUCAUGGUGGAAAUCUUCGAAUACUGUUGCUCAACGAACUAUGUCACCCGGACGAACCGAAAACCCUCUCAUUCAUUAAUACCUCCUGCCCUUGAGAUCUCAAUGGUCUGCGGUCGUUGGAGAGAACUUGCAAUAACUGCCCCAUCCUUGUGGUCCUCAAUGCACAUCGUUCGCGGUGAUGUCACUACGUUCCAAGCAAACAUGUAUCGGGCUGCCAAACUCUUCCUGGCUCGCUCUAAGAGCCAUCCCAUCAUGCUUUGUUUGGUUUCUGAGGGGCUUCAAAACGAACCGGAUGUGGCGGAUAUGUUUGUUCAGCAAUCCACCCGAUUGCGAAGUCUAACGCUCAGCAUUGCAUGUGAUGGCACCUCUGGGUUAACACUCGGAGCGAUUCGAGGACGCUUACCGAUAUUGUCCGAUCUCGCCCUUCAAGGUGACUUAAGAUCCCCGGAUAUAAUCUCCAAUGUCUUUGAGACGGCGCCGGCUCUACGAUCCCUUUCUCUCGAACGCAACUUCAUCACAUCGAAUUUAUGUUUACCAUGGCGACAGAUAAGGUCAAUUCGCCUGUACGAUUCUAAGCUCAACCGGAUGUUGCAGGUUCUUGGUCUCUGUCUCGAUCUUGAGGAUAUAGAGCUGGUGGACAUUCAUCCCGACGAGUUUGACGCCGGAAACCAUCUUGUCCUACACAGAACCAGGAGGUUAUCAAUUGCGACCACACAAGCUCGCUGUAUGGCCGAAGCUAUUCACCAAAUCACCUGUCCUCAUCUGAUGAGUCUGGAAAUAUCCGAUGACGGAGAUAACUGGAACUUGCCGUGGAAUAUCUCGUCCAUCGCAACUGAUCUACUUCAGCCUACAUGUGUCCUUACGUCGCUUCAUCUCCAAGGGGUUCCAGCCACAGACACGGACCUCAUCGCCCUUCUUCGACAGGUACCCACUCUCCAGACUCUCUUUGUCCAGGAAAGUUUCCCCACAAGUUUCCCCCGUGAGAGAAAUUUGAAACCUACAAACAUGACCGUCACCUCUUCUUUCCUUCGCCAACUCUUCCUUUCACAUGAACUGCUGAGGGAGAGCCAGCACAUGUCUGAGAUCUUUCUUCCUAAUCUCAAGUAUCUCACUCUAGACAUUCAUGCUGAAGGUCUGGACCAGCGAGCUCUGGUUAACGCUAUACUCAGUCGAUGCCCUGAUCCAAACCGGGGGAGAGGGAAGAUACAUACGAAAGUCGAUCGUAAUCUGCCUGCUUCGUUACUUUCGUUUGCGGUGACCGUGACAACUCGGGAUAGGAUAGAUUCUUUUGAUGUUUUGAAAGCCUUGCAGUGCUUCAAUGCAGCUGGCCUGGGUGUUUCUAUCAACAUUGAGCACGAUGUCGAUGAUGAUGAUGACGAUGAAUCCGACGACGACGACGAAGACGAAGACGAUUAACACUAUUGGUGAUGAGGCUGUUUCGGUUCUUUUAUGGUUCAGCAUGAUAUCGAGAAAGGUAAUGAAGAUCUGUACCAGGAUACAAGUAUUUUUUCGUUGACCUUCUUUCCCAUCCUUCCGGUUUCACGAAGUGUCAAUUAGAGGCAGAAUCUUCUAACAUGUUGCAGCCAUAUGAGUGCGAAGGUAGCCGGGCCGAUAUCCUCGAGAUAUGUAGACACUCAUGGCAAAUUAAGAAGUAUUUUAAUGCAUCGGGGAGCGGAGAAAGGCCUAUUUUGCGGUUUAGACUCUUGACCCGCAUCAGCACAUUAAAAUCAA
Molecule: messenger RNA, 2104 nt
Organism: Marasmius oreades (fairy-ring Marasmius)
Lineage: Eukaryota; Fungi; Basidiomycota; Agaricomycetes; Agaricales; Marasmiaceae
Exons: 1
Coding region: 98-1789 (563 amino acids)
Source: RefSeq, a predicted model, not a curated record